ACCCUUUUAUAGAAGGUGGUGGUGUUUGACCUUCCACUUGAAGAGAUUUCUGAGGCUAACGGCGAGAGGAGGGGGCGCCUACCCUGCAUGGGGGAAAGCAAAUGCAAAGACGCAGAGUCGGGAGAUGGAGUAUGGCUUGUCGGGAACAGACACCUGUUUGUCAAGAUUUCAAGGGAAACACCCUAUGCUGGGCAUCAUGCGCUGGUCCUUCAGACACUAUACCAUCAUUUUAGCUGGCUCAGGCCUCCUGUGGUUUUUCAUCAGCUUGGGAACCCCAAAGAUAAAUGAGGACAUCUAUCUUCUGGAAACAAAGCGAUCUUUGGACCAGAAGUUCAGCUCCAAGAGUGAGGAAUACCUGCAGUGGAGCUCAUAUAAUGUCCCAAGCAGAGUCUCUCAUCUCACCUACCAAUACUUGGCUGGAGCCCUGCCUCUAGAAAAAAAGACUCUUACUGUGGGGCUGUCUUCAAUGCAGAGUCCUACAGGAAAAUACCUCAUGAGUACUCUGAGGUCUGUGUUCAAGGUUUCCUCCAACUAUGAGUUGAGGCACAUCACGGUGCUUGUGCACUUAGCUGAUCCUGACCCCUAUUGGCUCAACGAGACAGUCAGUAUCAUCAUCAGCCUCUUCACACCACAGAUCCUCCGAGGGCAGCUGAUUGUGAUCCAUGCCCCUUCUGCUGCCUAUCAGCACUUGUGGUCCCAGCCACACAUAGUCUUUAACUUCUCUGACGUAAAGACCUUCCGGUCUAAGCAGAUGUUGGAUUAUGCCUUCCUCAUGAGCUUUGCUGCCAAUCUCUCUGACUACUUUCUCAUGAUCAAGGACGACAUCCGAUGUACCCCCAACUUUGUCACUAUUAUCCAGCAAGAACUAGAAGCUCGAAAGGACAAACCGUGGACAAUCAUGGAAUCUGCCAACCGAGGCUUAGCUGGCAAGCUUUGCCAUUCCAUGGACCUCCCCAAGCUGGCGGGUUUCCUCCUCCUUUUCUACAAGGAUGAGUCCCCUGACAUGCUCCUCUUGCAUUUCCGAAUUCUUCAGGGCCAGAAGGAUCCCAUCCACCUAAGCCCCUUCCUCUUUUACCAUUUUGACAGAUCCUCUUCUUACUUUCCUAAUAACUCCCACACAUGUGAAGAGCCAGACAACGAGAAGUUUCAAGAGGAUAGCUCUGACAUUCCAGAUAACCCACCUGCAGUCGUCUACACUGAUAUGCAGACUCUUCAGAACCAUUUGCCCCAAAAUGCCUAUAGCCUGGACGAGACAUUCUUUUUGACCCCGAAUGCUCUACCUGGGCAUCAGCUGACAGUGAUCCUGGAUGAGGGAGUUAAUGUGAUUCGGGUGCAGGUGCUGACAGGUACACCUAUAGAGAAGCUACAGAGUUUGGAGGAGGGAAAAGUGGAGCUGGGUUCUAAUCCCGCUGGGCAAUCAAAACAUUGUACCAAGUAUACCUUUCUUGGACAGCUGUGGGAUGGGCAGUUGGACUGCAGGCUGAAACACAGACAGACAGGACACAAUGUGAGCUGUGUGCGACUCCUGGUGACCAGCCCUAGGGAUAACUCAUGGGUCAUGGUCAGACACAUCAACAUCUGGGUCAAUCAUGAGGAAUAG
Molecule: messenger RNA, 1600 nt
Organism: Dromiciops gliroides (monito del monte)
Lineage: Eukaryota; Metazoa; Chordata; Mammalia; Microbiotheria; Microbiotheriidae
Product: alpha-1,3-mannosyl-glycoprotein 4-beta-N-acetylglucosaminyltransferase-like protein MGAT4E
Exons: 4
Coding region: 125-1600 (491 amino acids)
Biological process (GO): protein N-linked glycosylation
Molecular function (GO): acetylglucosaminyltransferase activity
Source: RefSeq, a predicted model, not a curated record